UUUUUACAUAAAAAUUAUUUAGAUAGUAGGCCCAUACGGUUCUUUUUCCGAACUAUUGUAGGCCAUUCAUUGCUUUAACUACCCAAUACCCAUUAUCACAUAUGCUAUUGCCAGGAACUUCAACCUGCUCCAUCUAUCUAAAGAUUUGAGUCCUCUCCAUAUCUCCAUUCUCCAAGCAUAAGAAUGAUGCUUAGAAGCUCUUCCACCCCUAUUCUUGGCUCACUUCUCUCAUCAUACUCAGAAUCUCCGAGCCACGGCAACCAAUGCGAAUACAACUCCCCGAAACACCUAUCUAAGAAGUUUUCCUUCCACCAAACACACACAUGUCCACUAAAUCUCAUCACCCCUUCAUCAUACUCUAACUCUUCUCCUUCCAUCAAUGCUGAAUUAACCUCUUACAGUUCUCAUAGCUCUCGACUCAAUGGAUUCAGAAGAGUACAAUCGGAUGGGAACUUGGAAGGGCUAGCCUCGGCUUCUUGCCACAACUUUGAUGAAUUGAACCAUUCGAUCCCAUCCAAGAAAUUUCCACGCAAACCCAACUGUCCGGUUUUGCAAUCCAUUCCUUCAUUCUCGGUGUACAAUCCCAAAAUCCAAUAUGAAGAAGAUGAUGAUGAUGAUGUGGAAAAAGAAGAACAAGAGGAGGAGGCUGAAGAAAGUGGUGAAGAAGAAAGAAGUGGAGAAUUAAGCUUGGAGAAGAGCUUUGCGGUCAUUAAAAAUAUCGGAUUACAAGAAAGAUAUGUUAGUAACCAAGGUGGAAGUGAAGAUAUACCCUCUAAAAUGCACCUUGCAAGAGGACUUGGAAUGAUCACCAGUGGAUAUACUAAUGGAGGCGGCGGCAAUGGCGGAUACAAUGAAUAUAAACCGAUUGGUUUUGGCGAUGAUGGCAGUGAUGGAGCUAGCAUGGCAGAGCACUACAAGAAGAUGGUGGAGGACAAUCCUGGAAAUACAUUACUAUUAAGAAACUAUGCCGAAUUUCUACAUAAGUCUAAGGAUCUUAUAGGGGCUGAGGAGUAUUACUCACGAGCGAUACUAAUGGAUCCGGGAGAUGGUGAAAUCCUUUCGCUAUACGCCCAGCUAACUAUGGAGCUUCAUGGCGAUGAAGAACGAGCUUUAAGCUACUUCCAAAGAGCUGUUCAGGCUUCCCCUGAAAACAGUUAUGUGCUAGCAGCAUAUGCUGGUUUUCUCUGGGAUACAGAGGAAGAAGAAGAUGGUCAUCUACGCAUAAUACCACCAAUUCUUCAUCGCACUGCCACUGCUGCUGCAAAUAUGUAGGUUUUCAGAUACAAUCUAGGGUGAAGGAACAUACAGUUAUUUGUAAUACCAGCCUAGGGUAUAUAUUCUGCCUGCUUAAGAUAUACGCACUAUAUAAUGCGACACACCAAGUCACCAAUAUUAUAUGGGUGGAGUUUGAUGUUCA
Messenger RNA from Beta vulgaris subsp. vulgaris (sugar beet), 1417 nucleotides. RefSeq lists its product as hypothetical. Lineage: Eukaryota; Viridiplantae; Streptophyta; Magnoliopsida; Caryophyllales; Amaranthaceae. Gene Ontology annotation, molecular function: protein binding. The record is from RefSeq and is a predicted model, not a curated record. The transcript has 3 exons. Bases 184 to 1272 code for a protein of 362 amino acids.